AAAGACAAACAAAACCCUAGCUGACUAAACGAGUGCGAGCCUUUUCCCCCAUCCUUCCUCCCUCGUCCUCCUCAUCUACCGCCGCGCGCCGCCGCUCCUCCCCCCUCGCCUCGCUGCCCUCACCGAGCUCCAUGGCGGCGCCGGAGACCUCCACCUGCGGCGCGGGCCCCGCGCUCCUCUUCCCGUCGUCCUCGUCCUCCUCGUCGUCCGCGCGGGUGGAGGCCGUCGUCGUAUUCACCAUCUGCGACAGCUUCGUGCGCCGGCCCGACCAGGCGGAGCGCGUCAUCGGCACCCUCCUCGGCUCCGUCCUCCCCGACGGCACCGUCCACGUCCGCAACGCCUACGUCGUCCCCCACAGCGAGUCCGCCGACCAGGUUGCUCUCGACAUUGAGUACCACCACAACAUGUACGCGUCGCACCAGAAGGUGAACCCCAAGGAAGUGCUUGUGGGAUGGUUCUCCACUGGCUUUGGUGUUUCAGGGGGUAGUACGCUUAUCCACGAAUUUUAUUCAAGAGAAGUACAGAGCCCUAUUCAUCUUACUGUUGACACUGGCUUCACCAUGGGGGAGGCUUCCAUCAAAGCCUAUGUCUCAUCCAACCUGUCUCUUGGAGAUAGGCACCUUGCCGCACAAUUUCAGGAAAUUCCUCUGGACUUGAAGAUGCUUGAUGCAGAAAAAGUUGGAUUUGAAAUGCUGAAAUCUACGAUGGUGGAGAAGCUCCCCAACGAUUUGGAAGGAAUGGAGUCUUCAAUGCAAAAUCUAUAUGCUCUUAUUGACGAGAUCUACAAAUAUGUUGAUGAUGUUGUGGAAGCUCGUGUGGCACCAGACAACAAGAUAGGCAGGUUCAUUGCUGACACCGUCUCCUCCAUGCCAAAGCUGUCUCCAGCAUCUUUUGACAGGCUCUUCAAUGACAAGAUUCAGGACAAUCUUGCGCUGGUAUACCUGUCAAGCAUCACACGGACUCAGAUCGCGGUCGCCGAGAAGCUGAACACCGCCGCCCAAGUCCUGUGAUUCAUGUGUUGUUUGGGUAGCUGCCAACUCCAUGCCGUGACAGCAUCUGUGCUUGGUUUUCGUUUGCUUGAAUGAGAGAUCAGAAUAUGUUGUCAGAAUAUGCAUUUUUGUACCUGUUAUCCAAGUUCUAAAGAAAUGAAUUCUCCGCACUUGAGAUCCUAAUGUUUGCACUAAUGUGGGCCCAUACCUUUCCAUUGGAUUUAGUAUAGUACUUUGUUUCUGGCUGAAUAUUUGUAAUGCCUGAUGAUUGUCGGAGGAACAGUGAAUGCUGGCUUUGUUUUUCUUCGCUCCCUUUUAGUCAGAGAACGUUUUCAA
This is a messenger RNA of Triticum aestivum (bread wheat), 1325 nucleotides long. RefSeq names its product eukaryotic translation initiation factor 3 subunit F. Gene Ontology annotation, cellular component: eukaryotic translation initiation factor 3 complex, eIF3m. Bases 132 to 1010 code for a protein of 292 amino acids. Gene Ontology annotation, molecular function: translation initiation factor binding; translation initiation factor activity; metallopeptidase activity. The transcript is spliced from 6 exons. The record is from RefSeq and is a predicted model, not a curated record. Lineage: Eukaryota; Viridiplantae; Streptophyta; Magnoliopsida; Poales; Poaceae. Gene Ontology annotation, biological process: translational initiation.